AUGGACCUCAUCAAGAUAUACAAGCAAAACGAAAUUCUGAAGGACUACGUAAACAUAUACGUCGACGACGAGAAGGAAUCGCUUCACCAAGGAAACGUAAAGUACAAAAUAUUGCACAUAAUAGGAAAUGGAGUGUACGGGGUGGUUUACAAAGCCUUCUGUUUGAGCAGCCUGUGUGUGGUGGCCCUGAAGCAGACCUAUCAGAAGAACGCUCGCAUCUUUAAGGAGGUGGAAAUAAUGAAAAAGCUCAGACACCCAAACAUAGUAAAACUGAAGCACGCAUUUUACACCAACACCUCAAAUGGAGGAGUGUAUGUCCAUAUGAUUAUGGAAUAUGGAAAUACAGAUUUGGCUACCUCUCUUUAUUACAUUAGCAUACAAAAUUCACCUGAACAUGUUAAUACUUUUUAUGAGUCAACUGGGAACCAGGAGGGUUUUCCACAAAAUGGUAAUGCCGCCAUAUUUGGGGAUGACUGUUUGGAAGAGGCCAACUUUGCAUAUGGGGGUGACAAUAUGGAAGGACCCCUGCAUGGUAACCCCAAUCGGUUAGCCACAGCCGAAUUGGACUCCCCCAGGGGGGGAAGCGGAGUGCUCAAAAACGCUGUAAGUAACUUUAAUAUAAACGCUUUACAAGAAAGCAUCAGCCACAUCUGCCCUUGCCACAAUAUAAGUGAGUAUAUUAAGAAGAGCUUCCUUAACGAGAAUCAAAUUAAAAUCUACCUGUACCAGUUGAUUCGGGCCACCCUAUAUCUUCACACCCUGUGUAUAACCCACCGAGAUAUAAAGCCCCAGAAUGUCCUCAUCUUCGUAAACAAGCAGGGGAGCAACAACGGGGCAGGGGGGGAGAAGAAGAAGAAAAAGUGCCUCGUGUGCAUUCAGAACUCCUUCAAGGUGAAGUACAUCAUGAAUAGGCGGCGCCGGGGGGGGGAGGCGCAGGAGGCACAGGAAGCAGGUGAUGUGGUUCUUGGUCAAGCCGCUUCAGAGGGGGACGCCGCCCCUAAUGGGCGCAACCAAAGUGAAUCGCCCGGUAGGAAGCCCUCCCGUGGUGAUAGCCCCAAUUUUGCUAGCAACGCAAAGGAGGAAGAUUCGCAAAAUGAGGGGGGACCUUCCGAGGGGGAGAGACGAGAGGAAACCCAUUCGGGUGACCACCCCCCCUGGAAGGAGACCCCGCCGUGUGGGACUUCCAAAAGGAGAGCGCAAGGAUGCCACAGCCGCUACAGCAGGAGCAGCACGCCGAUCUCCUUCAAGUGCGUAGUGAACCGAUUGGGCAAAAAGGAUGUGCGGCUGAAAAGGUCGGCCACCAUGACCCAGUCGUUUAAGGAGAGCCCAGAUGUGUGUAGGGACAACCCAGAUGUGUGUAGGGACAACCCAGACGUGUGCGGGGACACCCCCGACUCGUGUGAGGCCAGUUCGAAGGAGAACUGCGCCUCCCCUUCUGCAAACAAGUUGGGGAGCCACUCGAGAGGUGACAAAUUGGAUGGGCAGAUGGGGUCCCCCAGUUGGUGCACCAAGAAAAGCGCCGUAGAAGAUGGAGAUAGGGAUAAAUGUGGAUGUGAUGGAAGUGAGAAGGGGGGGGUAGAGCCUCCCCGCGAUGGCUCCUCCUCCAUCUCCUCUACGGAGGGGGACCUAAUGCCCUGUUUCGAGGUCAACCCAGCACACGGGGAGGGGAAGAUCAGUUUGGACAGAAUCUACAUGAAUACCAUCACGUAUAAGUAUAUUAAACUGUGCGAUUUUAACACCUCCAUUAAGUUAAAGGAGAACUACAAGUACUUCAGUUACGUCUGCUCGAGGUACUACCGGGCCCCCGAACUGCUCUUCGGAUCGAAUUAUUACAGCCAGGCCAUCGACACCUGGUCCAUAGGCUGCGUCAUGGGCGAACUCAUCCUGGGGAAGCCGCUCUUCCUGGGGGACUGUGCAUCGGACCAGCUGGUGGAAAUAAUCAAAAUAUUGGGCACCCCAAAUGAUGAAGAUUUCCUCUCCUUUAAAAGUGGCCACAAAAAUGUGAAGCUGCCCCAAGUCAAGCCAAUCACCCUGAAGAAGCUAAUAAAAAACCAAAGUUCCCAGGAGAGCAUAGACUUGCUCGGGAAGCUCCUUCAGUUCAACCCCCAGAAGAGAAUCAAGCUUUGCAACGCACUCUUGCACACUUAUUUUGAUGACAUUCGAAAUUUAAAUGCUUUUAAGAAUGAUCAUCGUAAUGGAGGUGGUACCUUCCCUCUGCCGUAUAUCACCAACUGUUUUAAUUUCACCAAGGAGGAGCUCCUGCACUUCACCGUCGAGGAGCGAAAAAUCCUCGUGCCGUUGGAGGUACGCCGUAGGAAGUUAGACGAAGUCAUGCAGUACAUAGACAUGCCGCUGGAAAGCUUCGACCAAAUGUACCCCAAUAAGGUCCACUUGGCGUGUUGA
Messenger RNA from Plasmodium vivax (malaria parasite P. vivax), 2403 nucleotides. Its product is annotated as protein kinase, putative. Gene Ontology annotation, cellular component: cytoplasm. The transcript is spliced from 2 exons. Bases 1 to 2403 code for a protein of 800 amino acids. Gene Ontology annotation, biological process: protein phosphorylation; signal transduction. The record is from RefSeq and is a predicted model, not a curated record. Gene Ontology annotation, molecular function: protein serine/threonine kinase activity; ATP binding. NCBI's taxonomy places the organism in Eukaryota, Apicomplexa, Aconoidasida, Haemosporida, Plasmodiidae.